AGCCGAAUUGAGCUCAGAUUUAAUGUUUCGAACUCGAGCCCAAUUUCCCAGGCUAGACGAGCUUUGAGCUCGAGCCGAGCCUGAGCUCACAAGCUUCGAGUUAACACCCAUACGCACAACAUAGAAAACCCCAACAAUCUUCCAUAAAUCAAGCCACUACCGGUUCAACUCAUUGUACUAUCCGUGUAUAAUAUAGUGAAUGCAACUCGCAAUAGUUUAAACUUCAACAGGUUCCACACAAUAAUAAGAAACUCAAACCAAAUCAAGAAAUUUAACAUUGUAAACUACAAAUUAUCGAUUAAACAAGACUAAAAGCUCUCCUAAUUUGCCGACUUGCACCCACGGCCAUUGAAGAUUUGAAGACUUUCUAGCUACAUCAUCCUCCACUUACGACUUACACCUAAACAAGAAACACUAAAUUCUAAAAACAUCACCACUAAUCUCCAUUUUCUUCCACAAUCCACAAAACAUGAUGACCAUUUUCCUCAUAAUACUCUCCAUUACCAUUUUAAUGGCGGCCUCCCAUUUCAUCGGACAUGUGGUGCGUAAAUUCCGAAACCUCCCACCUAGCCCGUUUUCGUUCCCCAUUCUCGGCCACCUCCACCACCUCAAAGACCCACUACAUCGAACUUUAUCAAAAACCUCUGAUAGGGUGGGCCCGGUUACUCUCCUCUACUUUGGACAACGACGGGUACUCCACGUCAGCUCACCAUUGGCGGCCGAUGAGUGCCUGCGUCAAAACGACGUCGUUUUUGCCAACCGCCCCCGCCUUCUAACCGGUGAUAUAUUCGGGUAUAAUUGCAAAACUCUAAUAUGGGCACCCUACGGAAAUCUAUGGCGAAAUCUACGGCGAAUCUCCACCGUCCAUAUAUUCUCUCUCCCUUCACUGCAACUCUCCUCGGGAAUACGAUCAGAGGAGGUGAAGUCCCUGGUUAGAGGGAUCAGUCAAGAAUCGGAGAGAGAAAAUGGAACAGUGGAAAUCGGGGAGGCUCUGUUUGGGAUGACUCAGAAAGUAAUGAUGAGGGUUUUGGCAAAGGAAGGGUAUAAAGGAGAGGAAGCGAAGAGGUUUAGGGCGGUAGUGGAGGAGAUAAUGAGGGUUGAAGGGAGUUCCACCAUUGUUGAUGUGUUUCCAUGGUUGAGGUUUUUUGGGGUGAAGUGGAGAUUGAAGGAGAAAUUCAGGGGUUUGGUUGAAGAGAAGGAGAAGUUUCUGGAUGAUUUGCUAGAGAAAAACAAACUAUCUUUUAGUUCAAAAUCGAAUGGGUUGAAGAAGACAUUAAUUCAGGUUUUGUGGUCAUUGCAGAAGUCGGAGCCUGAGUUUUACAGUGAUGAAAUGAUCAAAGGCCUUCUACAAGUAUUGCUAUUGGCGGGAACGGACACUUCAGCAGGGACUAUCGAGUGGGCGUUAUCACUAAUGCUCAACAACCCACUGAUUCUCAAGAAAGCACAACAUGAGAUUGCUUCACAAGUAGGAUAUGAUCGACUUAUUGAAGAAUCAGAUUUGAGCUAUUUACCUUAUUUACGUUGCAUUGUAUACGAGACUCUAAGGUUAUACCCUGCAGCUCCACUUCUAGUCCCUCACGAGUCAUCAAAGAUGUGUGUGGUCGGGGGAUAUACAAUUCCACGUGGCACUAUGCUAUUGGUGAAUGUUUGGGCUAUUCAUAACAGCCCAGACUACUGGGCCGAGCCUGAAGAGUUCAGGCCCGAGAGGUUUGAAGGGGUGGAGAAGGAUGACGAGCAGAUAAAGUAUAAAUUCAUGCCUUUUGGGUUAGGAAGGAGAGCUUGCCCUGGAGAGGGCAUGGCUAUGCGGAUGGUUGGGCUUACGUUGGGGUCACUACUACAGUGUUUUGAGUGGAAAAGACCGGGUCAUGAGUUAGUUGACAUGAAUGUCAAGAAUGGGCUUAGUAUGCCCAAAGCAAAACCCCUUCGGGCCAACUGCCUGCCUAAUAAAACCAUGGUCCACCUCAUCACACAAAUUUCAUAA
Messenger RNA from Spinacia oleracea (spinach), 1981 nucleotides. Its product is annotated as cytochrome P450 81Q32-like. NCBI's taxonomy places the organism in Eukaryota, Viridiplantae, Streptophyta, Magnoliopsida, Caryophyllales, Amaranthaceae. Bases 470 to 1981 code for a protein of 503 amino acids. Gene Ontology annotation, molecular function: monooxygenase activity; heme binding; iron ion binding. The record is from RefSeq and is a predicted model, not a curated record. The transcript is spliced from 2 exons.